This is a messenger RNA of Uloborus diversus, 1253 nucleotides long. RefSeq names its product charged multivesicular body protein 3-like (gene Vps24). Gene Ontology annotation, cellular component: ESCRT III complex; multivesicular body. Bases 102 to 767 code for a protein of 221 amino acids. The transcript is spliced from 5 exons. Gene Ontology annotation, biological process: protein transport; late endosome to vacuole transport; endosome transport via multivesicular body sorting pathway. NCBI's taxonomy places the organism in Eukaryota, Metazoa, Arthropoda, Arachnida, Araneae, Uloboridae. The record is from RefSeq and is a predicted model, not a curated record.
UGUAAAUAUUGGAUUUAUAAUUUUUUGUUAAUAUCAACUCAAAUGACAAGUAUUAAAUAAAAUUCAAUUUUUAUCCUAUUAUCAGUAUCUUCAGCUAUAAAAUGGGACUCUUUGGGAAAAGUGAGCAAAGGACCCCAAAAGACCAGGUUAGGACUUGGAAUUCAGCAUUAAGGAAAGAGCAAUUUCAGUUAGAUCGUCAGAUUAGAGCUAUUCUUCGUGAAGAACAAAAAGUUAAAAAGUCACUGCAGGAUGCUGCCAAAAAAGGGGAUGUUGAUGUGUGUAAGAUCUUGGCAAAGGAAGUUAUUAGAGCUCGUAAAGCAAUCAACAGGAUACAUACAUCAAAAGCACAGAUAAAUUCAGUCAUGAUGAGCAUGAACCAUCAACUUGCUACAUUAAGAGUAGCUGGCUCAUUGGAAAAAAGUACUGAAGUUAUGAAAAGUAUGCAAAACCUUGUAAAAAUACCAGAAAUAUCUAGAACUAUGCAAGAUUUAUCCAAAGAAAUGUGCAAAGCUGGUAUAAUCGAAGAAAUGAUGGAAGAUACCUUUGAAGGUCUAGAUGACCAAGAUGAUUUGGAAGAAGAAGCACAAGAAGAAGUGGACAAAGUUCUAUGGGAGCUAACUGCAGGACAACUUGGAAAAGCUCCUGCAGCGGUAUCAGAAUUACUACCUGAUAUGGAGAAAGAAAAAGUUUCUGUUCCUUCGGCCAGUGCAUCAGCUGAUGCAGAUUUUUCGGAUAUGCAGGAACGGUUAGAAGCUCUUAGAAGUUAACUUUCAUACACUUUCCUUUUUGCAACAAUUUGAAACCGACUUAAUUUGUAAAAGUUUUGAAUAACUUGUUUGAUUAAGUUUUGAGGUUUUUUAAAAGUAUCUUACUUAUUCUGGGGCUUAGAUUUCACCAUUAGUAGUUCCAUUUUCUGUUUAAUUACUUUUUUUGUUCAAGCACAAAAAGUUUCUUUCCUUUUAGACUUGACGUUGUAGAAAUCAAUGAAUUAUAUUUUGAAAUAUAUACAUAAAAAUUAUGCAAAAUGUUAGUAAGAAUAACUUAUAUUUUGAAAUAUGAAAUACCUUUCUAAUUGUGAGAAUGUUUCUGCUUUAUAAGUUUACAGUGAAACUUCUCUGGAGCAACGCCUCUCGACUCCUGAAAAAAGUUGUGGUUAACCCCUUAACGAUCAAAUAAUUUUCAAGAAAACGGUCAUUAAAGUGUCUAUUUUUUUAUUUAAGAAAAUUAUAUGAAAAUAAGGUGUAUGUAUAACA